This is a messenger RNA of Mesoplodon densirostris (Blainville's beaked whale), 6426 nucleotides long. It is a transcript of the gene EXTL3, whose product is annotated as exostosin like glycosyltransferase 3. NCBI's taxonomy places the organism in Eukaryota, Metazoa, Chordata, Mammalia, Artiodactyla, Ziphiidae. Gene Ontology annotation, cellular component: membrane. The record is from RefSeq and is a predicted model, not a curated record. The transcript is spliced from 8 exons. The coding region runs from base 819 to 3563 and encodes 914 amino acids. Gene Ontology annotation, molecular function: glycosyltransferase activity.
CGGCAGCCGUCACUCGAAGCUGCGCCCCUCCUGCGGCCAGCCGGUCGGGCUCAGGUUGUAUCUUCCCUGGCCUCGGAGACCUGUCCACCUGGCGCCGAAGCAAGACUGAUGAAAACUUCGUUUGAUCUUGCUCUGAAAACUGUCAUUCAGGAACCACUGAGACAGAUGUGGAAUGUCUUUAGAGAUGACUAUGAGAAUCAUGUAGAAACACAUAAUAGUCCAUUCAAAGAGAGCAAGCCCCGGAGUUCACUAUUUCCAGAAAUUGUAUACUGAAGUGUAAUGCUACAUGAGUCAGAGAAAGGAAAGGACCCUGAGCCAUAUGGCCUGAUUGUUGGCAAUGACACUGUUGAGAGGCUGGCAUUUAUUUCUGUUCUAACCAGCUACUUUAUAACUUUGAAUAGUAACUAUGCAUAUAUGUUGGUCAGCAAAACCAAGGAACGAGAGCUAUGGCAGUUGACAAAGUCAAGCUGAUUCCUGGGUAUCUUUCCUGGGUUCCACCAUCAGGGGCCUCUUCCCUUCCAUCUCAUCAACAAUGUGGUACCUUUUACUAUUUGAUAAAGAUUAAGGACCUGUUCUUUGGUCAACAAUCAGAACUUAAAAUCUGCUGGAGUAGGGUCAGAGACCAUUUCAGUCACAGCUGAGGAAAAUGAAAUUUCCGUUCUAUUUGGUGCCUUGUCCAGGGAGCGCACUAACUCUUUCGGAAACACGGGGGUGAGAGGAGGUUGCGUCUCGUCUGACAGCGACUCGUGGUUAUGGCGAGUGACCCAACGUGACCCGCAGGGGCAGGAGCCACAGAGGAACUCACGACGGGCUACACCAUGUUGCGGAAUGGGGGCGUGGGCAACGGAGGUCAGACCUGCGUGCUGCGGUGGUCCAACCGCAUCCGGCUCACGUGGCUCAGCUUCACGCUGUUCAUCAUCCUGGUGUUCUUCCCCCUAAUCGCCCACUAUUAUCUCACCACCCUGGACGAAGCGGAUGAGGCCGGCAAGCGGAUCUUUGGCCCACGGGCUGGUAACGAGCUCUGCGAGGUGAAGCACGUGCUGGAUCUCUGCCGCAUUCGAGAGUCCGUAAGUGAAGAGCUGUUGCAGCUGGAAGCCAAGCGGCAAGAGCUGAACAGUGAAAUCGCCAAGCUGAACCUGAAGAUCGAGGCCUGUAAGAAGAGCAUUGAGAAUGCCAAGCAGGACCUGCUUCAGCUCAAGAACGUCAUCAGCCAGACCGAGCACUCUUACAAAGAGCUGAUGGCCCAAAACCAGCCCAAACUCUCUCUGCCCAUCCGACUCCUCCCAGAGAAGGACGAUAUCGGCCUCCCUCCCCCAAAGGCCCUGCGGAGCUGCCGGCUGCACAACUGUUUUGAUUAUUCUCGUUGCCCUCUCACCUCUGGUUUCCCGGUCUAUGUUUAUGACAGUGACCAGUUUGCCUUUGGCAGCUACCUGGAUCCCUUGGUCAAGCAGGCUUUUCAGGCCACAGCACGAGCCAACGUUUAUGUUACGGAAAAUGCAGAUAUUGCCUGCCUUUAUGUGAUCCUAGUGGGGGAAAUGCAGGAGCCGGGAGUGCUGCGGCCUGCUGACCUGGAGAAGCAGCUGUACUCCCUACCACACUGGCGGACAGACGGACACAACCACGUCAUCAUCAAUCUGUCUCGGAAGUCGGACACCCAGAAUUUACUGUACAAUGUCAGUACGGGCCGGGCCAUGGUGGCCCAGUCCACCUUCUAUGCUGCCCAGUACCGGCCCGGCUUUGACUUGGUGGUGUCGCCGCUAGUCCACGCCAUGUCAGAGCCCAACUUCAUGGACAUCCCACCACAGGUGCCGGUGAAGCGGAAAUAUCUCUUCACCUUCCAGGGUGAGAAGAUCGAGUCGCUGAGAUCCAGCCUUCAGGAGGCCCGCUCCUUUGAGGAGGAGAUGGAGGGUGACCCUCCAGCCGACUACGAUGAUCGUAUCAUCGCCACCCUCAAGGCAGUGCAGGACAGCAAACUAGAUCAGGUCCUGGUAGAAUUCACCUGCAAAAACCAGCCUAAACCCAGUCUGCCUACUGAGUGGGCGCUGUGUGGGGAGCGGGAAGACCGCUUAGAGUUACUGAAGCUCUCCACCUUUGCCCUCAUUAUCACUCCCGGGGACCCUCGCUUGGUUAUUUCCUCUGGCUGUGCCACACGGCUCUUCGAAGCCCUGGAGGUCGGUGCUGUCCCGGUUGUGCUGGGGGAGCACGUGCAGCUUCCUUACCAGGACGUGCUGCAGUGGAGCGAGGCCGCCCUGCUGGUGCCCAAGCCGCGCGUGACCGAGGUCCACUUCCUACUACGGAGCCUCUCGGACAGUGACCUCCUGGCCAUGAGGCGGCAAGGCCGCUUCCUCUGGGAGACUUACUUCUCCACCUCGGACAGUAUUUUCAGUACCGUGCUGGCUGUGAUUAGGACUCGCAUCCAGAUCCCAGCCGCUCCCAUCCGGGAAGAGGCGGCGGCCGAGAUCCCCCAUCGCUCAGGCAAGGCAGCCGGCACCGACCCCAACAUGGCCGACAACGGGGACUUGGACCUGGGGCCCGUGGAGACGGAGCCGCCCUACGCCUCCCCCAAGUACCUCCGCAACUUCACCUUGACCGUCACGGACUUCUAUCGCAGCUGGAACUCUGCGCCAGGACCUUUCCAUCUUUUCCCCCACACACCGUUUGACCCUGUGCUGCCCUCAGAGGCCAAAUUCUUGGGCUCCGGGACUGGCUUUCGGCCUAUUGGUGGCGGGGCCGGGGGCUCCGGCAAGGAGUUCCAGGCCUCGCUGGGCGGCAACGUGCCGCGGGAGCAGUUCACGGUCGUGAUGCUGACCUACGAGCGGGAGGAGGUGCUCAUGAACUCGCUCGAGAGGCUGAACGGCCUCCCUUACCUGAACAAGGUCGUGGUGGUGUGGAAUUCUCCCAGGCUGCCCUCAGAGGACCUCCUGUGGCCUGACAUUGGCGUCCCCAUCAUGGUGGUCCGUACUGAGAAGAACAGUUUGAACAAUCGAUUCCUGCCCUGGAAUGAAAUCGAGACAGAGGCCAUCCUGUCUAUCGAUGAUGACGCUCACCUCCGCCACGAUGAAAUCAUGUUUGGCUUUCGGGUGUGGAGAGAAGCACGGGACCGCAUUGUGGGUUUCCCUGGCCGUUACCAUGCGUGGGACAUCCCUCAUCAGUCCUGGCUCUACAAUUCCAACUACUCCUGUGAGCUGUCCAUGGUGCUGACAGGUGCUGCCUUCUUCCACAAGUAUUAUGCCUACCUGUAUUCUUACGUGAUGCCCCAGGCCAUCCGGGAUAUGGUGGACGAAUACAUCAACUGUGAGGACAUCGCCAUGAACUUCCUCGUCUCCCACAUCACUCGGAAGCCCCCCAUCAAGGUGACGUCACGGUGGACUUUCCGAUGCCCAGGCUGCCCUCAGGCUCUGUCACACGACGAUUCCCACUUUCACGAGCGGCACAAGUGUAUCAACUUCUUUGUCAAGGUGUACGGCUACAUGCCCCUGCUGUACACACAGUUCCGCGUGGACUCUGUGCUCUUCAAGACCCGCCUGCCCCACGACAAGACCAAGUGCUUCAAGUUCAUCUAGGGGCGUUGCGCACAUGGGGGAGGAUGAGCAGAGUGAGGGAGGCAGCUGCUGAGGUCGCUAGACGUGGAAGGACCUCGGGGAGGCCCACCGGGUGGGCGGCCCAGACCCUCUGCUGGGAGGGCCGGCAGGGCGAGUGCGAGGGACAGAGCUGCCUUGCUCUUGAAAUCAGCCACACUGGCCAGAGCCCUGGUCCCAGGACGCCAGGGCUCCGACACAGGGCACUGGUGAUAGCUUACACUGAGGGCCACAGGGACCCUGGAGAGUCACUCAUGCAGUUCAUAAGCCCAGGGCAGCUGGUUUGCGGUUUUUAAUUCACUAACAACUACUAUUAUUAUUUAAAAAGAAAGUUUCAGAUUUGCCAUUCGAGGCUUAUUUAUAUACAUGUGUAUAUAUAUACACAUAUGUGUGUGUAUAUACAUGUGCGUGUAUAUGUAUAUAUGCACACAUACAUAUACAUAUAUAUAUACAUAGCUGAGGGGAGUUCGGCAUUUCUGCCCAUCUCACAAAGUGAGGGACGCACUACGGUCGUCUGUAUUUUGGUGGAGAUGGAUCCUGGCCUUCUGGUAUCUGGCUCAUCUUUACAGAUCUAUCUCCGUCCUCCCCAGGGGCAUCUAUCUGUGUGCAGAAACAAGAAAGGGCUGGGCGUGGCCCUGUUACAGGGCCUUGCCCAGGAUAAGACCUGUUGCCAGCCAGGGCUCUGUAGCUCGAGGUGUGGGGUCUGCACCUUUGGGGGUAGUGGAGCCUCCCUGCACAGGACGUGGUGGGUUUGAGGACUCCCUGCUGGGUCGUGCUGUUUGGGUACUCGGCCCAGCUCUCUCCCUGCCCCCUGUUUGAGAGAGAAGACAGGAAGGACCGAGACCUGCGGACAGACCCCCAAAUGGCUUUUUGUUCGACCCUCCUUUGAAAGACAUGUUGUGCUUUGGCUACAGACUUGCCUGCAGGUUCUCUCCCAUACGAGGACAGCAGCCUGGUGGGCUGCACUUCAGCUGUGGUCUGAGUGGUUUGCAGGCCGGCCUACUCUCUGCCGCAGAGCAAGCGAGUAUCCUUUGAUCCCCACCCGGCUGGCCGGGGAGUCGCAGCAAGGCACCUGCCUUGGGAUAAUACCUUGGUGAAAUUCACCUUCCCCGACCCCUGUCUGGACCCACAUCCUAAAGUUAUUGGAUCCCUCACGCCGGGUUGGUUCCGGGACCCCCUGAGGUUUGCUUUGUGUCAGAAUGAUGGGAGGAUAGGAUUUGUUAGGUGAAGCUCGAACCCAGCCUGAAAUUUAAUCGGCAUUCACACCCCACAUUACCACGUUCCGCUCUGGGUUUAAAUUUCUGUUUCCUGGGCUGAAAUAGAAGCUAAUUUUUCUGUGUGUGGUGGCGGCAGCACUGGGGGAACCAGAGGGCGUCAGUGGCUGUUGGCAGGGCUUUAGCCCGUGGCCUCUACCGUAUUUCUGGUCCCCACUUUCCUCCAGUGAGGUCGAAUCUAGGAGGUUCCCCACAACUGACUGAACAAAGGCUCAGCUUUGUCCUGGGCACGUACAUGCCUUAAGCCAGCUCCGUCUUCCCCUGACCUUGACGUCCUGUGCUCCUGUGUCCAGGGGGCACAUCGUCCUCUGACCUGCCUGCCCCAGGUGGGUUCUCUUCAAGUAUCAUUUUGAAGCCAGGCUCUGUCCUGUGGGUAACACCCACCUGUAGGGCUGCCUGACCUAAGGGACUCUCCCCGUCGGUGGACAGGACCGGGGCUCCGUCCUCCGGACAUUCCCACUGGCAUCUUCCUGUGGUUCCCCUGCUGAGGCAGCUACCUAGGAAAUGGAGCUCUGCUGCUCAGCAGCCCAGCGAAGGGGUCCAGACCCCCUGCUUCCUAACUUUCUAACUCCUUUGACCUUGGACUUUAUUCUUUUUAGCAGUAGCCUUCUUCCCUUUGGGAAGCCAAAGAGUGUGGUGUUUUGAGCUAUAAAUGUGGCUGCUAUUUUUAUCUUGUCUCUUUUAAUGUGAGGAGCUCCUAGACUGCCUCUGAGCGGGCCUGGUGAGAAAGGAGCCGUGUCAGGAUCCCCCGCACUGGAGCCAGAGCGCGGGGUCCCUGAGCGCUGGCGGCAGAUCGGGAGCAGCUGGUACCGAGGCUGUGGAUGACGUCACGGGGCACUGUAGGGGGGGUGGUGAUGUCAGAGCACAGACGAGGGUGGCACUGUUUGGACCUGAACAGGACACUGACUUGAAGGACUCCAGACAGCAGUCUCUGGUGGACACUGGCCACGUUCGUAAAGGACCCUCCUCGUGGUGAGAGGGAGGGCGGUGGGAGCUUUCGGAGGCUUGGUUGGUUCUCCAGGAGAAUGGCCGCUGCGUUUUGCAAGGCGGGUCAGGUAGAGGCCCAGGUCCAGGCCUCGAAUGCCUUUGAUGCCGAUCGGUCACCUUGGGAAGCCCAGAUGUCACCUGCACCACCUGAUUGACUCACCUGGAGCACGGGACAGCCCUGCAGAUGCACGUGGGCCUCCUCGGCUGUCCCGUGAACCCCCGCUGCCGUCUUCGUUCCCCGGGCCCGGCGCGUCUUUGCUCUCCAGCUGGCCAGUUUGCUCUUCACUGAGAGGCGCCCACGUGAGGGGGAGCCCCCAAGGUGCUCGUCAGGCCUUGCUGGGCUCUUGCACCUGUGCUGUGUCCUCCGCCUGUGUGGCCCGCACCUCAAGCCAGGGUCCGUGCACUGGGCAUGCAGGGGUGGUCCCCUUGGGAGCGGCCUGCCUGUGUGUGUGCUCUGGGAGCUCCUGUUUGCAGUGCUGGCGUUUGAAGGGGGAAGCGCUCUGAUACUCAUGCCAUGUCCAUCCACCCCACCCCUUUUCCAGUCAUGAGCACAAUGGUCUUACGUUGGAUUUUUGUAAAAAAAUAAA